ACUACCGCACAGUAUACAGCACACACACUGCGGAGUGAACAGCAGCCUGCAGUACGUCGCUCGUUCGUCGUGGUGUGGUAGUGCUGCGGACUCUGAAUAGUGAGAUGAGUGGUUGUAGUAUAGGCGGCCGCCGUGCAAUUUGCGUUGUGUGUAUCUAAACAAACCAUUCCAUUAUCCUUCGAUCAGACUCAAAUCAUUUUGUUCAAGAUGCGAUGGAAUGAGUAGCAUGUCCUGUUCUGUGUUUUAACCGUCCGGGUAUUGCGAACAACCUUAUCAUGAGUGAAACAAGCAUAGCGUCCGCUAGGGCCUCUGUUAUGAUCUACGACGAUAUCAGCAAAAAAUGGAUUCCAAGUGGAACAUCAUCGGGUCUUAGCAAAGUGCAUAUUUUCAAGCAUAUGAUUAACAAUACAUUCCGUGUAGUAGGACGUAAAUUACAGGAUCAUGAGGUUGUCAUAAACUGUGUGAUCCUAAAAACACUGAAAUAUAAUCAAGCAACAACUACAUUCCAUCAAUGGAGAGACAACAAACAUGUUUAUGGUCUGAAUUUUAGCAGCAAAGAAGAUGCUGACGCUUUUGCUCGUGCCAUGGUUUAUGCUCUUGAGGUUUUAGACUCUGUAUCUAGAAAUAAUAUUAGCAUUCCUAUCAGCCAUAUUCCACCGCCUGCGCCACCACUUUACCAACAAGCUAACGGUCAAUUUGAAGAAGAUAUAGGGUACAGAACCAUGACAAAAGAUGAUGCAGCCAUAAUUCAAGAGAGACGAAUGUCUCAACAAAAUCAAAUUAUAAACACAACAAAUGGAUUACCCAAUGUACCGCCGAUGCCCCCACAACUCCCUGCUUCGGGUCACCAUCGCACAUCUUCGGCUCCUCCAGCACCAGUUCCUCCUCCACCUCCCCCUGGUUUAUCAAAUCCUUCUCCACCACAGCCUCCUCCAAUGCCUGGGAUGUUGUUAAGACCCAAUGGCAGUGGAGAAUCUGAUCAUGAUUCUGGUGCUGAUCAGACAUCAUCAUUAGCUGUACAGUUGCAAGCCGCUCGUUUAAAAAGAACAAACAAGCACCCAGCAGAAAACAGUGGUUCUUCAACUAGUAGUGCAAGCAGUGGUGGCAGUGGAAACUAUGGGACACUCGGAAGAAACGCCAAUGGGCAGACUGGUAUGGCGUCAAUGAUGGAUGAAAUGGCGCGUACAUUGGCAAGACGUCGUGCUGCUGUUGAAAAAAAGGAACCCACUGAUUGUCCACAGGAUGAAAGUGUUUCACCCAGUGACAAAAAAAAUUGGAACCGUAAUGAUAGUCAAAAAAGCUCAUUAAAUGGUUGUGAAAGUCCUAAACUUGGCCGAAAACAACUGAAUGCUACAUCUACUGAAGAUCUAAUAGCAUCAAAGUCAUUUGGAGAUAACUGCGUGUCAAAUUUAUCAUUAGAACUGGAGACGUUGAAACAAGAUAUACUUCGCGACAUUCGUAAGGAAUUGAACCGAAUGAAAUUGGAAAUAAUCGAGAGUGUUAAAGUAGAAAUUAACAAAAGAUAAGUCAAGACCAACAUACAUUGAAAUCCUUUGGUAUUAACACAACCAUUAUCAUUUUCGAUUUUUGUAUUGAAUUCAAUGCUUGUUCUUUUUCUAUUCAAUGACAUUUUUUUAAUUGAAUCUCAUUUUACUACUGUUAUUAUGAUUGAAUUACACACAUAGACAAUUAUUGUAAUCAUAUAUCUCAUUUAUAGCUACUUAACGUCAACUAUUCUUUACAUAAUAAAGUUAUUAUGUAGAAUAUUUUUUUUUUUAUAAAUCAUAACUGUUUUUUUUUAUAUGUGAGUGUGAUCACCUUAUAAUUUAAGUGUGAACAAUUUGUAUAUUAAUUUAUCAAAAACUACUACUAAAUAAAUAAUAUAUGCUUCAUUUUAUGUGUAUCAAAUUAGGUUAAGGAUUUAUUUUUAAUUACUACUAGUAUUGUUUUUACCACUGACAAG
This is a messenger RNA of Adelges cooleyi (spruce gall adelgid), 1963 nucleotides long. RefSeq names its product vasodilator-stimulated phosphoprotein (gene ena). The transcript is spliced from 9 exons. NCBI's taxonomy places the organism in Eukaryota, Metazoa, Arthropoda, Insecta, Hemiptera, Adelgidae. The record is from RefSeq and is a predicted model, not a curated record. Bases 276 to 1526 code for a protein of 416 amino acids. Gene Ontology annotation, molecular function: SH3 domain binding.